AGGAACUUUUGCAUGGAGGAACAGGACAAAACCAACAGAUCUGGAUCCUAAAUUUCCUCUCCCCAAAACAGCAAAUCCACACUAUUUUUAGCAAUGUAAUACUUGCAAAUUAAAAACUACCCCAUGCUUACAACUGCAAAAUUAACAAUGCGGAUAACUUUUUACGGUAUUGGUUAUUUUUAAUGUUGGCUGUCCUUUGUCUUUAGAAGCUGACUGCCUAAAAUUCAACUCAUGAAUCUUUUCUUGGCAUGGAGAUUCAGUGAUAAGAAAAGAAAAAGAGCCACUGGUCCAUGCUCAAUAUUUUUCUGGUGUGCCUUUUGGCCUGUACUAUCACCACAUUGGUGGGAGUGUUAAUUGUGUCCCUGGUUUGUGUCAGCAAUGCCGGCUUUAAAGUAGAACCAAAACCAGAACUGAAUGUAGAAAAACGUGAAGCCAUUGCUGGGGAAACACCGAGAACAUCUCCAUACCAAACUCAGGUGGACCUGAAAUUCCAGUUUCUCCAUCAUCUCAGCAAGUCCAAGAAACAUGAGUUUCCAGGUGGUACUAUUCAAUGGUCUAGAUUUCGAAAGAAUGUGAAAGAAUACCAGAAUCAGGAAGAAAUGGCAUUUGGAAGAAGCAUCAAUGCUCAGCGUUCCAAGAUGUCCUUUGGAACCUUACAAAUCAAGAGCCAAGGGUUGCGGGCACCACACUGGCAUUUCAAUGCCAAUGAGCAUGGCUAUCUCUUAAAGGGCACUGCUUGGAUAGGCGUGGUUGAUGCUGGUGGAAAUACAGUUACCACAUACAAUGUCACAGCAGGCCAGAUCAUUUUCUUUCCUCGCAACACACUGCACUGGCUCAAGAAUGUUGGAACAGAAGAUUGUUUGUUCUUGCUGUUUUUUACAACCCACGAAGAGCUACAGACUCUGGAUAUGGACGAUACAUUUUUCUCAACACCUGAAGACAUUGCAUCAAGGUCAUUAAAGCCUCAAGGUGGAGUGAACUUCAUCAGGACAUUCCAGAAACAAGUAGAAGACCAAGCUAUCAACCUUCCACCCAACCUAGCAGAGCUUGUUCAGAACACUGACUAUAAGCAGUCUGCAGACAAUCUUGUGUGGCGGUACUUCUUUGAUCUCAAAGGGUCAACUGAGUUCCGUUUUCCAGGCGGAAUAAUCCAGUGGGCACGAUAUGUGAAAGAUGGAAAAGGCCUGAAACCCAGUGAAACCAUUUACAGUGAGUUUCUCCACUCGAAGGAAGAUGCGCUUACCUUGGGAACACUCCGGAUCUAUAGCAAUGGUCUACGCCAGCCCCAUUUUCAUUUCAAUGCCAAUGAGAUGGGAUAUGUCAUCAGUGGAUGCGGAAAGGUAGGUGUUAUUCUUUCGCCUUCACUCACCACUGACUUCACCAUUGGGGUUGGAGAUGUUGUAUUUUUCCCAGUUGGCACGCAACAUUAUAUCAAGAGCACAUGUGAUGAGGACUUGCUGUUCAUUUUGGCAUUCAGCACUGGAAACCAGCUGCAAACUCUUGAUAUGGAUGACUAUUUUCAUGCCACAGCAGACCAUAUAUUGGCCCAGCUUUUCUUCAAAAAGCAAGAUGAGUUUAAGAAGAUUCCAAGGUUUAAUGAGGAUCAGGCAAUUAAUCUGCCAUAGCAACUUGUAAUAACAGCAACUUUAAUGAUAUCUGCAUGAAUUCACUGAUUAUUAAUAAACAUAAUGCUGCUGCCUUUAGUUUUGUA
Messenger RNA from Sceloporus undulatus (fence lizard), 1711 nucleotides. RefSeq lists its product as uncharacterized. NCBI's taxonomy places the organism in Eukaryota, Metazoa, Chordata, Lepidosauria, Squamata, Phrynosomatidae. The record is from RefSeq and is a predicted model, not a curated record. Gene Ontology annotation, biological process: activation of protein kinase B activity. Bases 291 to 1625 code for a protein of 444 amino acids. The transcript has 9 exons. Gene Ontology annotation, cellular component: plasma membrane; Golgi apparatus.